Molecule: messenger RNA, 5005 nt
Organism: Sinocyclocheilus grahami
Lineage: Eukaryota; Metazoa; Chordata; Actinopteri; Cypriniformes; Cyprinidae
Product: mitogen-activated protein kinase kinase kinase 3-like
Exons: 18
Coding region: 1414-3276 (620 amino acids)
Biological process (GO): protein phosphorylation
Molecular function (GO): protein binding; protein kinase activity; ATP binding
Source: RefSeq, a predicted model, not a curated record
UGCCGCAGUUGUCAUCUCGAACACGUUCCGGAAAUUACACUGUUUUUCACCGAUGACGAUGGAAAAAUGCGAUUUUACCCGUGCACGAGCAUAUUAACCUGAAGAACUUUCGGCUGGCUUUGAAGGAAAAGCGAGCUCAUGGGUUCCGGUGACGAACUGCUUUCUCGCUGUCAGGAAACUAGCUAAAGAUUCAUUCUGGCUUCUGCUGUUUACCAUCAUCAACAUCACGAGAACGCUUGGACUAAUGUCGCCUAAAGAUCCCAUCUCCUGCUUAAUAUCACCACAUUCGCUUGUACGGCCAUCUGGGAGCGUAUUUUUCGCACUUUCUCUUGAGUUUUGACUGAGUUUAACCGUCAUCAGCGGAAAGGGGAAUUUGUUCUCGAAGUUCAAGUAACGUUAGCCGCCGCUGACUGUAACGCGCACGCUCUUUUGUCCAGAUCUUCGACAGUGCGAUUCCUGUGCAGUUGUCCUCAUGCGUUUUUCGCUUUUACUUCGGUAAAGUGGAUACAUGAAGGCUGCUUUCACAGUCCCAUGCCUUCAUUCAAAAUCAUUUGUCGCAUAAUAAUGCGGAGAUUGUCCAAGCAUCGAGCUGAGGGCUCAUUUUCUUCUUUAUUUGGCUUUACAAAGUUGUUACGCACAGGAUUCAUUAACACAUACGGAAUGUUACCGAUUCGCCUUUCAAUAGAAAAGUGAAAACUGUCCGUUCGUGCAGUGAGCUGGCCAGACACAUCGACGGAGUGGGAAAAUACGCAGGAAAAGAAGCCAUCAAAUUUACGGAAAUCCCUUCUUUUCCUCCGGUCGGCUAUUACAAAUGCAUUCUAUGUGAGCAACUCGCUUAUAUCUGCACGAUUUGGGUUAUUUUAAUACAUUCUUACCCUUUGGACGUUAUUAUUCAGAUUUAUUUUGAACUCCAUGCAGUAGUUACUAUGUCUACACAAAGCUAUACAGAUAUGUCGCGUGACGAAACGUCAAUAUUUCCUUCCUAGUCACUAGAUCGCUGCUUUCUCUCAGCAUAAACUGGAAAUUACGUAUGUUUGUGUGUUUAAGAGGUCUCUUCUCUUAACUGGUCUGAGGAAUAAGUUUGAUGGAUGAUAUGGGAGACCCUCAGGGGUCCGCGCGCCUGAAAGCGCGUUAGCAAUGGCAGCGGCCUGGAUAUCUGUGGACAGUCAUAUUGCAUUAACUGUAACUGUAACGUUUGUCUUCACAAUAUACAUCGACUUUCCGAAGACAGGACGGAAAGUGACUCUGUGAAGAGCCCUCUUUCACCUGCGUGCAGUUCAGGAAGAACAGAUAACGUCUUCGAAGGACACCAGAAGGUUACUAAGCCAUUGAUGGGUGACACUAGAGGACGGUGUGUGUAAGGACCUUCAGCCCUGAACUCUGAUCAAGAGCACACACAUUCAUACCACCAAAAUGAAUGAGAGACAGGCUCUCCAUUCAAUUAUGAAGGAUCUGGUGGCCCUGCAGAUGACCAGGCGCCAGCCGGCAUCAACUUAUGACACGGCAAAACCUAAACCUGUCAGCACUGCCAGCUCUUCCAAACGAAUGGAGGAUGUCAGGAUUAAGUUUGAGUUCUGUGGUGAAAGAAGGAUUCUGAUGUUUGGGCGGCCUGUGCAGUUUGAGGAAGUCCAGCAGAAAGUCAAAACAUUCUUCGGUCAGCAGUUAGACCUGCAUUAUAUGAAUAAUGAGCUGUCCAUCCCCCUGCGCAAUCAGGACGAUUUGGAUAAAGCCAUUGAUCUGUUGGACCGCAGCUCAAACAUGAAGAGCAUCAAGAUCAUGCUGCUGACACAGGAACAAAGCAAUGCCUCUUCUCCAUCUCAUCACACAAUGUGUAAGCAGGUUCGCAUUAAAACCUCUCAGUCCACCGGUGAUGUCAGUACUGCCUACCAAUCCUCUGAAUCAAGAGGACGCCACCACUCCACCAGCUCUCAGAACACUGGGCGAAGUUCUCCACCCCCCGGUUACGUUCCUGAGUGCCAACAGCGAAUUGCACGUCAGGGAUCGUACACCAGCAUCAAUAGCGAGGGGGAGUUCAUACCUGAAACCAACGACCAGUGUGUGCUGGAUCCUUGGAGCAGUGCAGAAAACUCCGUGUCCGGCAGCUGUCAGUCACUUGACAGCAACUCUGACAGUCCCUCACUCAGGAAACCUCGUACACACAGGGUUAAGAGUUACCCUGACAACCGACAGGACUGUGCAGACCGGGAAAACCAUGUAUAUGAUAAGAUUGUAGGGAAGGGAGGGACGUACCCUCGCAGGUAUCAUGUGUCGCUGCAUCAUAAAGACCACAGUGAAGGUCGACGGACAUUUCCACGGAUCCGUCGUCCCCAGGGAAACUUGUUCACGUUGGUGCCCUCACGGCGUUCACUGAACGGCAGUGAGGAGAGUUUGGGGAGCUGGCAGCUGGUUGAUACUCAAGCCAGACUCCGCCCACAGGACCGCCCAGUCCCACAUAAGUCCCCUACAGCUCCAGUGACGUGGCGUAGGGGGAAGUUGCUAGGCCAGGGUGCGUUUGGAAGCGUUUAUUUGUGCUAUGAUGUGGACACAGGCAGGGAACUUGCAGCAAAACAGGUUCAUUUUGACCCUUCCAGUCCAGAGACCAGCAAGGAGGUGAGUGCUUUAGAGUGUGAGAUACAGCUGUUGAAGAACCUGCAUCAUGAACGAAUCGUUCAGUACUACGGUUGCCUUAGAGACCAUAAUGAGAAGACCCUCACCAUUUUCAUGGAGUAUAUGCCCGGAGGUUCAGUCAAAGACCAGCUGAAGGCUUAUGGGGCAUUGACAGAGAAUGUGACACGCAAGUAUACCAGACAAAUUCUGGAGGGCAUGUCCUACUUGCACAGCAACAUGAUCGUCCAUAGGGACAUCAAAGGUGCCAACAUCCUGCGAGAUUCAGCUGGCAAUGUGAAGCUGGGAGAUUUUGGUGCCAGUAAGCGGCUUCAAACCAUCUGCAUGUCCAGCACUGGGGUCCGUUCUGUUACUGGAACACCGUACUGGAUGAGCCCAGAGGUCAUCAGUGGAGAGGGGUAUGGCCGGAAGGCAGAUGUCUGGAGUCUUGGCUGCACUGUGGUGGAGAUGUUGACAGAAAAGCCCCCGUGGGCUGAAUUCGAGGCCAUGGCAGCCAUAUUUAAGAUCGCCACUCAGCCCACCAACCCCCAGCUGCCCUCUCACAUCUCCGAGCACACACGGGACUUCCUCCGCUGCAUCUUCGUGGAGGCCAAGUACCGGCCGAGUGCAGAGGAGUUACUCAGACAUCCCUUCUCCCAGAUCUUGUGUUGAGGAGGCCCACUGUCCAUCUAGCUGCUUCCACAGAUUAAAACCCCUCAGUUUCCUUGUUCAAAGAGUGAUACGCUCAGUUUCAAAGGUACUCUGCGUUUCCAGAACAUGUGACCUGGAUUGGAUUAGGUCCUGGAUUAGGUCACAAAACUGGUUUGUUCACUAAUGGUUUGAAAUGUGAUGUCUUUGGGACAGCAGUGGGUGCUACAGGACUUUCGUGAUGCACACACUCUUUAUUCCAGGAGUAAAUAGAUUGAUGCCGUCACAGGAUGAGGUUUGGGCCACUGAGCUGCUUCAAACCAGACUUUUUCUUGCAACAACUGCCAAAUGUGCCUUCUAAAGCCAGCAGGAGUCAGUCUCCCUGAAGCUCAAAUAAGUUUCACCAAGAAAGUCUCCUGGUAAUGAAUGUUUCAUACAGUCCACAGCAGAGAUAUGAAGUCAAUGUUUUUAUGUGCCAUUUCCCCUUCUACACGGAUUCCUGUGUGCACCCAUUGUCUCUAUGACUCCAGGCAUUUAGUGUUAAAGGGAACGUAAUAAUUGUGUCUCGGUUUAUUCCUGACUCAGAUGAAUGAGGGUCUUGCGCACGUCAGUCUCGAAUGGUUUGCAUUUAUGAUUAAUCUUAUAUGUUGAGAAUAGGAUUGCACUUCAGUAAGAACUGUUUUAGUCUGUUACAGAAAGCGGCUUAUAUUCGUUUUUUGACUGAGGUCAGAUGCCAAGGAUCAGGGCAUGAGGUUAAAAUGUUAAAGUCUAAAUGUUCUUUGGUUGAGGUGUAAUGUGUAGUUUUGUACCGCAGUAGUGCCUUAUAGUGUCCUGUAGAGAGCAGCAGUACAGUACCUAAAAUGCAGCUAAUCUCACUAAUGCUAUUCCCAUAAUGAUGAGAUGUUAAAUUGGGAAUCUCGUAAGGUGUUUUAUUGGUUAUUUUGGGUGUGGCGAGAGAUAUUGAGAGCACAUUAGGAUGUAUAGUUGUUUUCUCUCCAGCCCAGCCAAAGAAAAUGUAUUACAAAAGUGUUGUGCCUUAAGUGUUGUGUGGCAGUAUAUUGGACUCAUUUGGAUCAGAUGCACUUUUGAAUAUGAAUGUUGAAUAUACCAAAUUGUUCAUUUGUUACACAGAAUGUGAAGCCUUGUUCACUUUUAUUUAUAUCCCAAUGUUCAGCCAUUUUUAUAUACGAGUAUAUAUGUAUAUGUAUAAAUCUAUUUUUAUAUAGUGACUCUGAACCGAGUUAUGCUUUUAGGAACAGAAGAUGAGUUAGAAACAAGAAUUGUAACAGCAGCUGGUUUUGCAGAGACUACAACAUGAUUUUACAUGUUUAUUACUGGCUGGAAAUUGAGCUCUGGGGAUUUAUGCCGUGCCUGAUCUGUGCAAGUCAUGUUUUUUGAGUGUUUAUUGUGUGUCUGUUUCUGCUUAUCUGUGUGUUUUUUUUUCACCCGAGGAUGUCGUAGAGAAUCUCAUGCAGACAGGAUUUUGAUGCUGGUUGUCACAGGAAGUGACCACUGCCUGGAAUCAUUCUCAGAAAUGCAUGUACACACAGAUAUGCAUAUUUGCUGCCACUUAGGAAGGACUUGCACAGAUAUUUGCCUUUUAUGUAUUCAGAGUUGCAGUGUUGGAAAGAAAAAUAAGAGGUGUAAAAGAAAGAUUUAGUUUUUAUGUUAAGAAAACAACAUGUGCACUGCUUACAUAGGGUAGGGUCAGUAAGAUUUUUGUGAAAGAAACCGUGUUUAUUCAGCAAGGAUG